GUAUCGUUUGCCCCUUAGUUACCAGGAGACUGCUCACGCGACAUCUCUCAAAGGUGGAUAGGAGAGAAAUUGGAAACCGCAAUGCCCAUCAUGCUUGAGGUAUGACGAGUUUUGGAAAAUGCAAUGUUGAAAUAACAAAACAGCAAAAGUAAGGAAGGCUCGAGACCAACUGACAUCAAAAUCGGGCAUGAUGUAAAGUACAUAUAAUGCUAUCUGGGUAAUAGAAGCCUCGUGGGGAAAGCCAUAGGACUGGGGGGCCACAUCUCGAAACGAAUUGCGGGGGCGCCACAACAGACUUCCAUCCAAUGUUUGUUGACUUUCGUGCAAUCCAACUUCAGGUCGCGAUAUCAAUUACGCGAAUUACAUUACCCAUACGCCGAGCCACGAGUACACGAAACAGUACACAAAAACAUAACAGCGAAAGCGAAACAGAGCAAAAGCUGCCAAAAUGUCGACUACACCUCUGGACCCCAGCAAACGCUCAAAUUCUCGUUCCCGAACAUCACGACCUACCACCCCGCUGCGACCUUCAUCCCGAUCAUCCUUUCGCGAGUCCGCGCGAGGUGCUGGAGAACACGAUGCACCAUUUCCGCUGAAUGCGUUUGAGCCGGCCUUUGCUGAACUUUCCGAUGCCAUGGCCGACCUCGAAGCGAAUAUGAUGCACUUUCAGCUUAUGCACGAGAGUUUAGCGAGAUUCAGUGAAUCGUUUGCGAGCUUCCUUUAUGGCCUGAACAUGAAUGCCUUUUGUGUUGAUUUCCCAGAGGGACCUGUCCCGGAAUCUUUCCGCAGAGACCGGACUCAACCAGAACAACCCGCCGUGACCCCAUCAAAAUCAGAGGCUGAGGCAGAAAUGACAUUCAUGACCACCGACACGUCCUUUGUUGAGAAUCCUCCCACUACCACCAAGUCUUCCAAAUUCACCACACCAGAGCCUCCAAAAAGACAAUCACGUCUUCCUGCUGCCCCUGGUCGAGGAACGUCGUCUCGGGGAAGGUCGACUCGCGGUGUUGGACGUAGCCGGCCUAGUGGACUGGCCAGAGCGCGUGGUCGUGGUGUUAGGUGAAUUUAAUCGGGAUAUCGACAGAAAUAUUUCAAAACGCCGUUUGCAAUGUCAAAAAUCAAGCCCAGCUCCGAUGCGCCCUAGGAUUUUGUAUCCCCCUUUUAGCGUGCUAUGAAGAAUUUUAUCGGACAAGAUUUAGGCGUCCAUGGCAACAUCAUUGUCUUGGUCGGCAAAUGUGCGCUUUCGGUCGCCGUUGUCUGUUCGCAAGCCGACGGCAGCUUCAGCCUCCUGUUGAGUGUAUGGCCCUUCGGCGAUCUGCUUGACUCUAGCGGAGAGUUAGUACACAUGCCAGAGUAGACAAAUGGAUAUCCAUUGCGAGUCACUUUGUGACAUACCUUCUCUUAUGAGGCUUUCCCUUUUGAUGCGAUACCAGAGUAGCAUCCGUAUCAAACCAUUUGGAGCACUCAACGCAAUAGUGACGCCCAAGGCCGGGAAGAUCCUCAGCAGCCUUCGUCUCCAUGAAUUGCUUCAAAUGCUUGGGUGACAUGAGGUCGGCUUUGACCUGGUCGACGUCUCGAGUCUUGCGCCUUGUCUUGGUGAUUGUUUUCUUGUUUGUGACACCCAUCUUCGCGGUGACUUGGACGAAUGCGGUUCUUGGAGUAUGCUAUUCCAGAUUGUGAUAUUGGUAACUUCAAUACUUCAAGCUACCUAGGCGGUCGUUGAGGUUGGCGAUUUUCGAAAAAAGUUCUGGUGGGGCUGACCCGAUAAGCUGAUAAGACGGAUGCGGGGCACUACAGCCACAGGUUGAAUCUGAAGACGGCACGAUAUCACGACCAUUUCGAGUCAGAGACAAAGCAAGGCAUUGUGCGACUUAGAAAUCAAAUUCGAGAGACUAUGAGUAGAAAUAGAAGGGAAGUAACGAAAGACAAAACGACUAAACAAUAAAAUUGAACAAGGUAAAAUAGGAAAG
This is a messenger RNA of Fusarium verticillioides 7600, 1970 nucleotides long. Its product is annotated as DASH complex subunit DAM1. The coding region runs from base 449 to 1063 and encodes 204 amino acids. Gene Ontology annotation, biological process: mitotic sister chromatid biorientation. NCBI's taxonomy places the organism in Eukaryota, Fungi, Ascomycota, Sordariomycetes, Hypocreales, Nectriaceae. The record is from RefSeq and is a predicted model, not a curated record. The transcript is spliced from 3 exons. Gene Ontology annotation, cellular component: mitotic spindle pole body; mitotic spindle; mitotic spindle polar microtubule.